CUGAGACACCCCUGACACAGAGCUCUGAUCCCACAGAGCUGCUGAAAUGAUGUGGAGAGCCAUAGGCUUGUCGCGACCAACAGUAGAGAAAGUGCUGCCAACACUGCUCUGUGUGAUGGAGGAUUGGCCUCUGCACAGCAUAUGCACCUCUGAUGGAGACAACAAGGAUGUUUUUGCUCUGGCUGCAACUCUGGUGCUCUGGAUGAUUAUCCAAGUGCCUGAAUGCCACGAGGUGGUGAUCCUUUAUUCCGCCCGCCUGUUUGUGGUUCUGUUGUUCCAUGUUGUCAUCACCACCCAGCAGAUGCCACCAGUGGAAGUUGACAUCUUCUGGAGAGCAUGCCAGGAGGAAUACUGCCUUCCCAGAAAACCCAACAGGUUUGCAGUGCAGGCCAUGAAGGCUCUGCUCUUCCGACUGGUCAUGGAAAUGCAAUGCAAGUGUGGCUGGGACAUGCUGCUCUGUGCUGACACCCAGAACUAUGCCAUGGGUCUGCAGGCCAGGGAGAUGCCCAGUGCCUCCCUCUCUUUGUGUUCUGGGAUUGCACUCCGCCUGCUCCGGCUGCUCAGCAGAGAGGACCCGCUCUGGGAUCUGCACUUCCUGGCAUUCCUUGUGGAGGUCCUGGAUUGCCUGGAUUUGCGUGAAUGUAGUCACAGCAUCCUGGAGAUCAUGUCAAGGCACCUGCAAAGAAAGUGCAAGCUGAGGCAUCGCCUGGCAUUCAGAGGCCUUAUGGUGCUCAGCAAGUAUCCCUUGAUGGUGAGAAUGGGGCAGCAGCUGAAGCUGUGCUGGGGAAAGAAGUCCCUUGGUCUGGCUGGGCUUUAG
This is a messenger RNA of Cyanistes caeruleus (blue tit), 817 nucleotides long. NCBI's taxonomy places the organism in Eukaryota, Metazoa, Chordata, Aves, Passeriformes, Paridae. The record is from RefSeq and is a predicted model, not a curated record.